Histoplasma capsulatum G186AR is the source of this 1042-nucleotide messenger RNA. RefSeq names its product immunoreactive protein. The record is from RefSeq and is a predicted model, not a curated record. The transcript is spliced from 3 exons. The coding region runs from base 113 to 754 and encodes 213 amino acids. NCBI's taxonomy places the organism in Eukaryota, Fungi, Ascomycota, Eurotiomycetes, Onygenales, Ajellomycetaceae.
AGUACUUUUCUCACAUCAAUAUUAAUUUAUCUAUUUUAUAUUCUAUUUUUUUAUAUUGAUACCGAAAUUAGAAUUCACACAGCAUAACAGAAGAUCUCAGAAACAGACGAAAAUGAAAACUGUUUGCUUGCCUACUUACUUCAAGCUUCUCUCUUUUCUGUCUGCCAUAGCUGUGACAUCUGGAGCAGCUGUUGACUCAAUCAAUGGCUGUCUCUUAGGAUCAAACUGCCCACCACCACCACCAACAACAACAACAACAACAACACCAACACCAACACCAACACCAACAACACCAAUAACACCAAUAACACCGGCAAAUAAGACAAUUGUGCUUUCAACCAUUAUCGAGCCUGGGCCAGGCAUGGUUUGGGCGCAAGUAGAUGAGCUUGAUCCUGAACCAUAUUAUGUGAAAUGGGUCCCUGAUCCAACGUUUGCCUCGCCUGUUGUACUGCAAAAUAACACAGAGCUUGUCUUCAAGGAUGGAAGCAAAUCUUUUUAUCUCAACUUCGAUAACAGCACUUCUGACACAGGUAUUUAUUUUGCGAACCUUAACUCCUCGGCUGGUAUUAGUCAACUCUACACGGAUAGUGACAACAAGUUGCUCUGGGGUGGAGCUCAACAAGAGCGGGAUGGCUGGAUGUGGUGCUUCAUGGUCGAUCUACAAUACCGCAUGUUCUACUCUGACAGCAAAUUCCUUGGUCCUCCAAGGGAUUGUGGCUUCUCUUCUGUCUUUUUGACAGAGCGCCCGAGUUGAAACAACUGUUGUGAGGAGGGGAGCAGUUCUGGACCGGCCGUGCGAAAUGAGUAAUGAGUAUCAAAGUGCUUCUGUGAUCUAUGAAAUUUAGAGGGCCAGGAUACAAUUAUUGAUCAACUCCCACAAAUAUCAUAGCGCUUGUUGUGAGAAAAGUAAUUCUAUCUUAUUACAAUAUAUGCAUUCAAGUUAAAAUAUGUUUUCUUAGGUGUUCAGUUAUAAUUAAGUGAGAGGCUGGUCAAGAUCUCAUUAUAAACGCGAGCAUAUUAAUAGAAGAGCUAUAGCUACAGU